AUGACUCAACUAUCGUCACUAACACUUCGUACGAAAAUAGGCAACUUCGAUGACACGACGGCUCAGAACGCUUUUGAACAAGUCACUGUCAUACUUGCAAACGAGUUGAAAGUAAACAACACUCUCACAAAACUUGAUCUAGAAGGGAACCGAUUAUCCGACAGAGGAGGUGAAGGACUGGUGGAAGCACUAAAACUGAACAACACUCUCACUCAAAUUGAUCUUGCAAAGAACGAAAUGCGCGACAGAGGUGGUGAAGCACUGGCAGAAGCACUGAAGCUAAAUAACUCUGUGAUUGAACUUGAUUUUCAAGGGAAUGAUGUGCGUGACAGAGGUAGUGAAGCACUGGCAGAAGCGCUAAAAGUAAACCACACUCUCACUCACCUUGAUCUUAGAUGGAACCAAAUAUCCGAGAAAGGAGCUAAAGCACUGGCAAAAGCACUUAAAAUAAACCACACUCUGAUCCAUCUUGAUCUUGAAGGGAAGCAAAUACCUGAGAGAAGAGCUGAAGCACUGAAAGUAAGCAACACUAUUACUCAACUUGAUCUUCAAGAGAACGGCAUGCGUGACAGAGGUGGUGAAGCACCGGCAGAACCACUAAAGGAACAACCACUAGCAUCGAUUACAAGACUACGAGAUGAUAUGGGAGCUGCAACUCCAAAACUUCGAAAAAAUAAAGUCCUAACAGAUGAAUGUCUAAUGAAAUUAUGGCAACGUUAUGAUGACGAUCGUAUUGACAUUCCAGCGUUCUUGAAAGCUGCCAGUGUGAGAUAUUUCAACGUCUAUCAAAAAGCCAUCUUUUUUCGUUUUUACUGUUAUUUGUACAUAUUAUUUUGAUAAUUUUUUUCUAAUAAUAUAUUGGUCGUCGCAAUGAAUAUUCAUUUGCUCAUUCAUUGGUUUUCGUCCAAAUAAUCAGUGGAAAGAAAAUGCCCAUAUAAGAAAGUGGCGAAUUGUAGACUUGUCUGAAUAUCACGAUUCUUAACAUCGCUAAGCAUUACUUUUACAAUAGUUCCUUCCCUUUCCUUUGUAUGUCUUUUCAGACGUUCAACUUUUUCGAACUAGAAGCCAGCUGCUUUCAAUGCAACUGCAAUUUCUGUUGUUGUUAUCUCUACAUCGACUUGUCUUAACAAAAGUCUCUUUAUCGGUGUCGAGGACUUUCUGUAUUGUACGUACGAUAAAAACUUUAACAUCAUUUGCAUUAUCAAGUUGUUCUUUUACUAAAUCCAGUAAUAUUCUACUGUAACUUUACGUAUCGCUUGCGUAUAUCAUGACUUUACCGUUUUUAUUUGCCUUAAUUUUACAUCUGGCAUGCGUGAUUUAAUGAAUUUAUUCAAUUGAAAUCGUGUUAUUUUCACACCUUGUAAAACUAAUGAUACUAAUUUCAGUGGUGAUCUCGUUGGUAGUUGUUUUUAUUCCUUUUUAGGGCGAAGCGUGGUCAUCGGCUUAAGUUAAUUCUUUCAGAACUGUCCUACAUUUACAUGAAGCUUUGCCGCAAAAAUCGCGACGUAUCUCAUUUGAAAGAGCAUUAAAUUCUGAAUAAGAAUGCUUUAUUUAAAAAAAUUUAAGCAUUGGCAUGAGGUUCUGAUAAGGUCCGAUAUUUGAGGAUUUUAUAGGUUCCAAGACGCAAUUCGUACCUAAUUGUCUCAGAAAUGACAAAAACGGCAAACAUGAACGUUUUACGACAUAGACUAGAGACCACAAGGAAUAAAAUGACUCACUUAAAAAAAGUUCAAAAUGCUGCAUUGCUCUACUGUACUUGGUCUAAGAUGGUGAAAAUCAUGAAAAUCCGUCAUAUUGAAAUGGGUUUUUCACCAUCGAAUCGAACUCUAAACUCAGAAGUAAUAUGUGCAUCAGAUUCCUCGUGGUCAAUUCUAUCUAGAAAUAUGAUUUUUUGUUUUCCUUUUGUUUUGUAAGCCUGCUGAGAGCCACCUUUCACCAGCAUUACGUCACUUAUUUGAUUUUUGAUGGUUCCCCAAGCUAUUUUUAAGUAUGUUUUCCUCAUUUUGUUGAUCCCAAUGCACAUUUUCCGACUCUACCCCUUUUGAAACAUAUGAAUCAACUGAGAUCCCAAUACCUUAUCUUCGGUUUCUGAGAUAUAGGUCAUUGAAAUCUCGGUUUCUCUAGAAAACCUACUAACUGUAAGGUACAUCGAAAUUCUUUUAAACAUACCAUUAGACAGAACGUUCAUUUCUCUACAAAAUGACAUAUCUUCCAUGUUUACAUAGCUGAGGAAAAUGAAAUCGCAUCAAAAACUCGAAAAGAGCUGAUUAACGGCUGAAAGAUGCGUAAUUUCACUGAUAUUGUUGUACAAGAAUUCUGUAUUGACUUCAACUUCGUCAUUCUUUAACUUAGAAGCGUAGAAAAUAUGUCAUUUUGUAGAGAAAUGAACGUUCUGUCUAAUGGUAGAACUUUUCAAAGAUCUAUAUCUCAGAAACCGAAGAUAAGGU
Messenger RNA from Didymodactylos carnosus, 2447 nucleotides. NCBI's taxonomy places the organism in Eukaryota, Metazoa, Rotifera, Eurotatoria, Philodinida, Philodinidae. The record is from the annotation of a GenBank genome assembly.